This is a messenger RNA of Klebsormidium nitens, 1859 nucleotides long. NCBI's taxonomy places the organism in Eukaryota, Viridiplantae, Streptophyta, Klebsormidiophyceae, Klebsormidiales, Klebsormidiaceae. The record is from the annotation of a GenBank genome assembly.
GCAACAGGUUGGGGAGAAAUAAGGUAGCAGGGAGUGCGCGAAUUUGGCUCCGCAAAAGUCGCGCAGGAAAAUGCUUUUGGUGCGACUUUCAAAUCGAUUCAGAGCAGAGAGCUGCUUUCUCGUCUUUCCAAGCAAAUUUUGGGUGUUGAACUUGGAAGGUUUUCUCGCGAUUCACUUUCUUCAAACUUUCCCUUGCUUUCGUGUGAGCGUCCUUGCAGCGCUCGUCACGAAGCCCCCCUUCUGCUCACUGCCCUCCUCACCCCCAACCCUUCCACCGUCAACCCCCCAACCGCAACCAUGAGAGAGUGCAUCUCCAUCCAUAUUGGCCAGGCCGGUAUCCAGGUCGGUAAUGCCUGCUGGGAGCUUUACUGCCUCGAGCAUGGCAUCCAGCCUGAUGGCCAGAUGCCCAGCGACAAGACCGUUGGAGGAGGAGAUGAUGCUUUCAACACCUUCUUCAGCGAGACUGGCGCCGGCAAGCACGUGCCUCGCGCAGUCUUCCUGGAUCUGGAGCCCACUGUCAUUGACGAAGUGAGGACCGGAACGUACCGCCAGUUGUUCCACCCUGAGCAGCUCAUCUCCGGCAAGGAGGAUGCCGCCAACAACUUCGCCAGGGGCCACUACACCAUUGGCAAGGAGAUCGUCGACCUUUGCCUGGACCGUAUCCGCAAGCUUGCGGACAACUGCACUGGCCUCCAGGGCUUCCUGGUGUUCAACGCCGUCGGUGGAGGCACAGGAUCAGGCCUUGGCUCCCUCCUGCUCGAGCGCCUGUCGGUUGACUAUGGCAAGAAGUCCAAGCUGGGCUUCACCAUCUACCCCUCUCCUCAGGUGUCCACCGCUGUCGUGGAGCCCUACAACAGCGUCCUGUCCACCCACUCCCUGCUGGAGCACACUGAUGUCGCUGUUCUUCUGGACAACGAGGCUAUCUACGACAUCUGCCGCAGGUCCCUGGACAUUGAGCGCCCGACGUAUACCAACCUGAACAGGCUGAUCUCCCAGGUCAUCUCCUCCCUGACUGCCUCCCUCCGGUUCGACGGUGCCCUCAACGUCGAUAUCACUGAGUUCCAGACCAACCUGGUGCCGUACCCCCGCAUCCACUUCAUGCUCUCGUCGUAUGCCCCCGUCAUCUCUGCUGAGAAGGCUUACCACGAGCAGCUGUCCGUCGCUGAGAUCACCAACAGCGUGUACGAGCCCUCGAGCAUGAUGGCCAAGUGCGACCCCCGCCACGGUAAGUACAUGGCGUGCUGCCUCAUGUACCGUGGUGACGUCGUCCCCAAGGACGUCAACGCCGCUGUCGCCACCAUCAAGACCAAGCGCACCAUCCAGUUCGUCGACUGGUGCCCCACCGGGUUCAAGUGCGGUAUCAACUACCAGCCCCCCACCGUCGUGCCCGGCGGUGACCUGGCCAAGGUGCAGCGCGCCGUGUGCAUGAUUGCCAACUCCACCAGCGUGGCUGAGGUCUUCUCCCGCAUCGACCACAAGUUUGAUCUGAUGUACGCCAAGCGUGCCUUCGUCCACUGGUACGUGGGUGAGGGUAUGGAGGAGGGCGAGUUCUCUGAGGCCCGUGAGGAUCUGGCUGCCCUCGAGAAGGAUUACGAGGAGGUCGGUGCCGAGUCCGCUGAGGGCGAGGGCGAGGAGGAAGGCGAGGAGUAUUAGAUGCUCGCAAGCAGAUUAGCGACCUGAGCCGAAAGCUACAUUGUGACGUCGCUGAUGAAUCUCUGUAAUAUGCGGACCGAGGAGUUUCGACUUCCACUCGAAAUACUGGUCAUGAUGAUCUGAAGAUAUCGUGUACAAUACAAAAUGCCACGAUUGUUGAUGUCAAUUUCUUAGGAGAUCAGAAUAUGGUUUUGCCUUGCUUCAUG